CAAUUAGGAACAAUCGUCCGACAUGAGGACCGUCUGUGCCGCGUUAAAUUGCAAAUAUUCCUCGGAAAGCAAGGACUCGUCGAAUGUCACUUUUAUCAAUUUUCCCAACGAUGACACAGCCAAAGUAUGGGCGGAAUGUUGCGGCAGAUUGGAUUUAAUCACAAAGUCGAAUGCGGAACUGCAUUUGAAUUAUUACAUUUGUUCCCACCACAUUGAAGAUCACUGUUACGCCAGCAAAACCGUUCCCGUUGUUGUGGAGGAAGGUGCCACCCCUACUUUGUUUGGGACUGGCUUGGCUACCGACGGUAAAGAUUCGAUAAAUAUAUUUGAUAAGGCGCAGCAUCUCCAGGAAGUAGGUGACAGUGUGCCUCUAACGUAUAACGAUAUGAACGUCGAGGUGGACGAGUAUCGCAACAUCUCUGUCAAAUUUGUCAAUUUAUGUCGAAUCUGUGGCAAAUCCGCUCUGGAUGGAAUAGAUAUAUUUGCAACCAAAGGCGUAGAGCUUAAAUUAAAGGAAAGAAUAAAUCUGCAUAUGCCUAUCUCGAUUGACAUAAACGAUUCGUUGCCACAGAAAGUAUGUACUGAUUGCUGUAACAAAUUAGAAAUUGCGCAUUCACUAGUCAUUUCAUGUCUGAGAACAGAUAUGCGUUUGAAACAAUUUCUAAAUAUCGAGAGAGAGCCGGAAUAUGAGAACAAGUACAAUGCACUGAUUGACGAAUGUUCAUUGGAGUUAGUUCAAGAAAUGUGUAUGGACGACAAUGUGCAUCCCAAUUUAUUUACGAUAAAUAAGACGAUAAACUCUGAAUCAAGUUUGAGAGGAUUGGGAAAUGGAGAGUGUUUCGAAAUACAAAAUAAUAAUUUUCAGAGCAUUGCCAAAAGUGUUGUGCCACUAGAGCUCAAUACUCUAAUUCAAACUUGUGGAGAAGUUACCAGUAAAUGUAACACAAGUAAGACUACCACGGAAGAGACAUCGAACGUGCAGCAAGAUAAGAUUCAGAAUGGAAGUCUCAGCGUUUUAUGCCUACAGUGUCAAACUCUCUGUGAAACACAGGAGAUAUUUGAGAGUCAUAAAAUAUUUUGCAGUAAGCAAAAUGCGUCUAAACAUAUAGAUACGUGUAGGACUGCUAAAAACGGAAAGUACGGAAACAAGCAAAUUAAUCGGGAAGUAGAAAGUUCCCAGGCAUGCAACGAAACAUUUGAUGGCAAGCAAGUUAUUGAUAAUGUUAAAAGCCGCGAGUCGAUGCAUUGUACCAUUUGCAACCGAGCAUUCGAAUGUCAGCAGGAUUACGACAAUCACAAAUACCUUCAUGAAAAUCUUACGAGCGAAGCGAAUAAAAGAUGCGGCCAUUGUGAACAAGUAUAUCACAACAGAAAAGACUUGUUAAUUCAUAUCAUGGAAUCGCACGAGGGACGAUUGUCGUUUAAGUGCUCUACAUGCGACAAAACGUACGAGAAGUGGUAUAGUCUAGACAUUCACGAAGCUACUCACAGAAUAGAUAAGCCCUAUCUUUGCGAUACGUGCGGGAAAAGCUUUAAGCAUUCCAAUAAUUUGAGGGGUCACAAAAGAAUUCAUUUGGACGAGGCUGUAAAGAAAAGGCACGUGUGCCAGAUCUGUGGCAAUGCGUUUAGAUCACGAUUUCAUUUGCAAGAACAUAUGAAUCAACAUGAUGAUAACAGACCUUAUUCUUGUGAACAAUGCGGGAAAUCUUUCUACAAGAGGGUUCAAUUGCGACAACACAAAUUAUCGCAUGGCUCUAAUAGUCACGUAUGUCCGAUUUGCGGGGCAACGUUUAAUCGUAGAGGGAACAUGAACGCGCACAUGAAACGGCAUAAUAACGAUAAUGGAGGAUAUACAUGCAGCGUUUGUACUUACAAAUGUAAAUCUAUGAGCGAGUUGAAGAUACACAGGAAAAAGCAUUCCGAGGAGGAAAUAGUAGACAGCAUUAAAAAGAAAUGCGCCGAUAAGGAGGUGUGGCGUUGUAAUAUUUGCAACAAGAUAUUCGCGAAGCGCGCUUUCUUGUUAUAUCACGAGCGCGUACACGGAGACGAUAAGUUUUACGAGUGCGAUGAAUGCGGCAAGAAAUUAGCGAGCAAGAGCUCGCUGAUGUAUCACAAGAAGUCGAUGCAUUUGAGGGAGAAGCCGCACAUGUGUCACUACUGCGGCGAUUCGUUCGUCUCGAGAGAGGCACGGCUGAUUCACGAGAGGAUACACACCGGCGAACGCCCGUACGUCUGCAAGGUGUGCAAUAUGCGGUACAGAUGCUCCAGUAAUCUCAGCCAGCACAUGAAGAUCCACACGGGUCUGAAGCCGCACAAGUGCCAUUUCUGCAACAAAGGUUUUACGCGCAAAGGCGCGCUAACCGUGCACGAGAGAAUCCACACGGGUGUUAAGCCUUAUCCUUGCGAGACCUGCGGUAAAAGCUUCUCGCAGAAGAACGACAUGUUGAAGCACGCCAAACGCACAACGGCGGACCGAUGCGGCGCGGUUGGUGCGAAAUCUGUAAAUGGAAAAAGGAAUACUGUCGUGCACGAACAAGAUUCCUUAGUAAUAUCGAAUGUCAACGCGUCACAUUCUUCAAAUUUAUGCCAAUAGCCUAGUGUCUCUUCGGAAAUUAAAUAAUUUUAGUAGAUACAUGGCAAUUGCAUACGAUGAAACAUCAGUUACGUAUAAAGAGAGCAAGCAUUAAAAUCCAUUUUUGUCCAGUUAUUAUCGAGAAAGAUUCCCGAUUAAUAAAAGUUCUUAAAGGAUGUAAAAAAUUACCGUACUUUUAUGACUAAAUACUUACAAGAAUGGAGUUUUUUUUUAAGUUGUUAAUGAAUGACGGUAUAAAAAUCCUAAGAAUAUAGAUAUAAGUCAGACAAAACUAUUUCAUGCUGGUAAAAUAAUAUUUCUGACUGAUUAUAUUACUCUUAUUGGAUAUAUGCAUGGUUGAAAGAUUGAUGUGCCAUCUGAGUAUCCAUAAACAGAAAUAGUGUAUUGAGCUGAAUAUAUCGACAUUUUCGAUAUGUACCUGAGAAGCUGCAUAUCAGGCUUCGUAAAGAAGAUCAUGUGCGAUUUAUGGUGAUUUGAUGGAAUCUGAUGCUAAGCAUCUCCGUAAAAAAAUUGCAAUUUGCUAACGAAUUGCAUCAAUAUCUAUAAUACGAGAAAAAAAUAAAGAUCGCUUUGCAAAAUCAUUUCAUUGAAUGUAAAGGCAAUGCUCAGUUAUAUGCAAGUUGGCUUGGCGAGCCAAUCGCCUGAAAGUGCUCAUCUCUACAUCUCGACACAGCCCUCUCCGUAUUGCUAAAAGAUGAGAUGCAAUAAAAGUCAUUGUUAUAUAUAGAAUAAUACUCUUUAUUGUUUUUGA
Molecule: messenger RNA, 3344 nt
Organism: Wasmannia auropunctata (little fire ant)
Lineage: Eukaryota; Metazoa; Arthropoda; Insecta; Hymenoptera; Formicidae
Product: zinc finger protein 665-like
Exons: 7
Coding region: 23-2593 (856 amino acids)
Biological process (GO): regulation of transcription by RNA polymerase II
Cellular component (GO): nucleus
Molecular function (GO): zinc ion binding; DNA-binding transcription factor activity, RNA polymerase II-specific; RNA polymerase II cis-regulatory region sequence-specific DNA binding
Source: RefSeq, a predicted model, not a curated record